UUAGCAAUGAUUUCUGCAAAGGAUAGCACGUUACUGAAUACCAUGUUCAUAAGACUUCUGAUCGUUCUGCUUUGUUUAAACUUAACCAUACUAGCAAAUUCAGAGGAGAUUGCACCAAAAGUUAAAACUCUCUCAGGAGCACUAAAAGGCUAUUAUAAAAUAUCACAGUAUGGCAGAAAAUACGAAGCAUACGAAGGGAUUCCUUAUGCGUUACCACCUAUUGGAGAAUUAAGAUUCAAGCCUCCUCGACCAAUAACACCAUGGAUCAGCGAACUAUCGGCUACGAAAUUCGGUUCUCCGUGCAUUCAAUAUGAUCAAUUUGCUUCCGAUUCUGCCGAUAAAGUCGAGGGUGCCGAAGAUUGCUUGUAUUUAAAUAUUUAUGUACCAGUACGAAACAAGACGGAAAACAAGACAUCUAUGCCAGUGUUGUUUUGGAUCCACGGUGGCGCUUUUCAAUAUGGUAGCGGUAUGAUUUAUGGAGCCACAUAUUUGAUGGAUAGCGACGUCAUACUCGUCACAUUUAACUAUCGAUUGGGACCGAUGGGUUUUCUUAGCACGGAAGAUGAGGUAGUUCCUGGCAACAUGGGUCUAAAAGACCAAAAUAUGGCACUUCGCUGGGUAUUUCAAAAUAUCGAGUCGUUCGGUGGCGAUCCAAACGGAAUAACUUUAUUUGGUCAGAGUGCUGGUAGUGCAAGUGUGCAUUAUCACUACUUAUCGCCAAUGAGCGCAGGACUCUUUCGAGGAGGAAUAUCGUACAGCGGAACAGCGUUCGAUUGUUGGGCGCAAACUGAGAAUUCUUUAGAGAAAACUAAAAAACUGAGCGCUUUAAUGGGAUGUCCUACAACUAAUUCUAGAGACAUGAUAGAUUGCUUGAGACAUCGACCGGCUCGAGAUAUCGUACAAUGCCAAUAUUCUACAAACGAAUUUAUGUAUUUCUUUUACAAUCUUAUCACUCCUUUCACACCAGUAGUUGAAAAAGGCAGUGAUACACCUUUCAUCGAUAAGACACCAGUUGAAAUCGUGAAUAACGGUGACGUACAAGAUUUACCUUGGGUUACAAGUGUAGUGAGUCAAGACGGCCUUUAUCCCGUAGCUGAAUUUAUCGCUGACAAUGAAACUCUGAAACAAUUAAACAACAACUGGGAUCAUCUUGCUCCGCGUUGCCUAGACUUUUAUGACACCAUUCCAAAAGAGAAAUACGUCGAAAUUUCUCACAUUAUCAAGAAGCAUUAUUUCGGUACGAAACCAAUAGACCAGACAACUACAAGCCAACUGGUACAAUUGGCGAGUGACCGCUUCUUCUUUGUUGACAGUAAAAAGGCUGCGCUAAUGCAAGCCAAAGUAAAUAAGAAUCCAGUCUGGUAUUCUUAUUUUUCGUACAGAGGAAAUCAAAGUUUAAGUGAAUAUUAUAGCGGUACAACUAAUAAUUACGGUGUCUGCCAUGGCGAUGAUAUAACAUAUAUAUUAGAUACUCCUUGGGUGGAUCCAACAACAACGCAACGAGAUCGCGAUAUGCAGAAACUCUUAAUCGACUUUUGUGUAUCUUUUGCUACAAAUGGAAUUGCAAAAGUGUAUGGUGCAAAUUGGUCGCAAUUAAAUCCUUCAGAGAAGGAAUUUCAUUAUUUGCAUAUUGCAAGUCCUACUGAGAUUAACACGGGUAGCAAUGCUGAUUUCGGGGAUGAAACAUUCUGGAAUUCACUUAAGUUUAACGAGAAUGUGUUGACCACAUAAAGAAAUUGAGAAGAAGUGCUUUGAAUGAUUCUACAAGGAAAUUCGACUCUUUCAUCUAUAUUUUACGCAACUAAUUUUUAUUAAAUAUUAACAUAAUGCUUAAUUUUGUAUGUUAUGUGCACUUAUAUUUACGAAUCUCUUCUAAUAAUAAUAAAGCAAGAUGAAAACUA
Camponotus floridanus (Florida carpenter ant) is the source of this 1901-nucleotide messenger RNA. Its product is annotated as venom carboxylesterase-6. Lineage: Eukaryota; Metazoa; Arthropoda; Insecta; Hymenoptera; Formicidae. The transcript is spliced from 8 exons. The record is from RefSeq and is a predicted model, not a curated record. Bases 7 to 1731 code for a protein of 574 amino acids.